Carassius auratus (goldfish) is the source of this 1643-nucleotide messenger RNA. It is a transcript of the gene usf1l, whose product is annotated as upstream transcription factor 1, like. Bases 54 to 947 code for a protein of 297 amino acids. Lineage: Eukaryota; Metazoa; Chordata; Actinopteri; Cypriniformes; Cyprinidae. The record is from RefSeq and is a predicted model, not a curated record. The transcript has 10 exons. Gene Ontology annotation, molecular function: protein dimerization activity; RNA polymerase II cis-regulatory region sequence-specific DNA binding; DNA-binding transcription factor activity, RNA polymerase II-specific. Gene Ontology annotation, biological process: regulation of transcription by RNA polymerase II.
CUCUAGUGACGAACAUAAAAAUCUAGAAUCUUGCACAUGCGCAAGAAAAGGCUAUGUCGUCUGAACGUUUGCUGCUAUCGACAAACAGAAACCAUAAUAGCCCUGAUCCUGAAGAUUCUCCCAUACUGCAAGACGGUAUUGCUGAAACAGCAGAUGACCCUCUGGCUAUCACAGCCAUCCAGUCAGCUGCCGCAUUCUCCACAGAUCAGCAAAUUAAGUAUCUUGUAAAAACGGAAGGAGCAGGGCGACAGGUGACAUACCGGGUGAUCCACUUGGCUGAUGGGCAGGUAGAAGGACAGGCAGAUGGGGCAGCAGCAGUCAGUGUGGUGACUGGGUUUCCCACAGUAACUCAGGCAGCCACACCACAUGUAACCCAGGCUGUGAUCUCGCAGUCUGAGAGUCUAGAGGGAGAAACGUCUGAGACUCAAUACUACUAUCCUGCCACCAUCUCUGACACCACUGCCAGCACCAUGGUCACCAAUCUCCACACAGCUGAUUCUGUACUAUCUCAACCAACCUCUGGAGGUCAACUCUAUGUAAUGAUGACACCUCAGGAAGUUCUAGCCACACCACAGAGUAAGUCGGGAACUCCGCGUGCUUCCAGGGAUGACAAGCGGAAGGCUCAACACAAUGAAGUGGAACGUAGACGGAGGGACAAGAUCAACAACUGGAUUGUCCAGCUUUCCAAAACAAUUCCUGACUGCACUGUGGAUGCAACCAAAAAUGGUCAAAGUAAAGGUGGGAUCUUGUCUAAGGCAUGUGACUAUAUCCAAGAGCUGCGUCAGAGCAAUGCAAGACUGGAGGAGGAACUUAAUUCUGUGGAUCGACUGAGAAUGGACAACCAGCUUCUCAAACAAGAGAUGGAAGAGUGGAAAUCAAAGAAUCAAAUGAUCAGAGCCCAGUUAAGACAGCACGGCAUAGCGGCUGCAUCAAUGGACUCUCAGUGAAGAACUGCAGAUCAACUAUAAGCUUCUCCUGCCCUGGUUUUGUCAUUAAUUCUGUUUAUUCAUGUUUGAAAUGACAUGUCAGAAGUCAUUCUUACGGUGGACAGUCACCCUUCUCUCUCUGUCUCCUUCACUGUUCACUUCACACGCAGCCUUUGAUUAUUUCAGAUUAUUUGCGGAGUGGUCUGGUAUCUUAACUGCACUGAAAUUGUGUCGAAUUGUCAGAUCUGUAUAUUUGUAGAUCUGUGUCUAAAUAAUGAUCAUAUUUUGAAUGACUACUGUCAGGGUGUUUUAGAUAUGUUGAAUAUGCAUUGAAAUGUGUUUACAUUUUGGUUACCUUCAUUGCCUUCUUUAUGGUAAAUUGGAUUGUUUUAUGUCUAGUCAGUGGGAGUUACCAAUUCCUUGACAAUCAACUUAGGCCAAAACAACAGCUUUAAAAGUUUAUGAAAUCUUUAUUUACACAGUCUUUACAUAAUAUUGUUUGAUCAAAAAUAUUGAACUUCAUAUAACGUUUCAUAACACAUGUUUGAUGAUGUUUUAAAUAUAAACACGGGUUGAUUUGUUGAUUUAUUUAACUCAGGUGUUUGUUGGACAAGCACAAGUGCACACAUUUGGUGAAACUUGAUCAGGAUUUAAAUACUGUAUAUCAAAAAAAACAAUUACAAAAUAAUUACUAAUAAAGCAGUUGUACUAGUCUAA